Molecule: messenger RNA, 750 nt
Organism: Rotaria sordida
Lineage: Eukaryota; Metazoa; Rotifera; Eurotatoria; Philodinida; Philodinidae
Source: the annotation of a GenBank genome assembly
AUGAGUAAGAAACGUAAGAUAUCAUCAAGUGAAAACGAUGAACCAGAAGAAGAAGAAGAAGAAGAAGAAGAACAGCCAACAUCUUCAAUUGAUCAAUCUGAAGCAAAUGAUAAAAUUGUUCGUAUUUCAGAAACUAAAAAGAAACCAAUACCUGGUGUUAUUUAUCUUAGUCGUAUUCCAAAUAAAAUGAAUGUUACAAUUAUUCGAUCAUAUUUUGAUCAAUAUGGUCAAACUGGACGAAUCUAUUUACAAUUAUCAAAAAAUGAAGGUAAACAUAAACGUGAACGUGGACCAAAAUAUACUGAAGGUUGGAUUGAAUUUAAAUCUAAACGUGAUGCUAAACUUAUAGCUAAACAACUUAAUAAUCAACAAGUUGGUGGACGAAGACGAACACCAUGGUAUGAUGAUAUCUGGAAUAUAAAAUAUCUAUCAAAAUUUCGUUGGACUCAUCUUCAUGAACGAUUUCAAUAUGAAAAUGAAGUACGAAAAAAACGAUUACGACAAGAAGUACUUCAAGCUAAACGUGAAGCAAAUUUGUACAUUGAAAAUGUUGAAAAAGGUCAUAAAUUACGUAAACUUGAAAAAAAAAUGAAAACAUCAUCAGAAGAUUUAAAUAUACGUGAAUGGCAUUAUGAUCAACAAGAUCCAUAUGAAGCUGCUAAACAACGUAAAAUUAAAAAGAAAGACCAGCAACAACAACAAUCAACUGGACUUACUGAAAAUUUGUUAAAACAAAUUUUUCCAUCUUAA